This is a messenger RNA of Myotis daubentonii (Daubenton's bat), 4241 nucleotides long. It is a transcript of the gene PERM1, whose product is annotated as PPARGC1 and ESRR induced regulator, muscle 1. Gene Ontology annotation, biological process: response to muscle activity; regulation of DNA-templated transcription. Gene Ontology annotation, cellular component: cytoplasm; nucleus. Lineage: Eukaryota; Metazoa; Chordata; Mammalia; Chiroptera; Vespertilionidae. The record is from RefSeq and is a predicted model, not a curated record.
CUCAUUCCCGCCCGGAGGGGUCCCCGAGGUAGACAGCCCCCAGGGACCUUCCCCAGGGCUAGAGAGGAGGGCGAAGUUCAGGGUCAGGAAGCCGUCUCGGUGUCUGGGGUCCAGGCACCUCCAUCCCAGAGACAGAAGGGCAGCCCCACGGGGGUUGAGGGAUUGGAGACUGUCCAGCCAGGGUCACCUUGGGUCACUGAGACGGGGCAGGGGAAGGGGCACGUCUGGGUCGGGGACACAGACCCUGAGGAUGACCGCGGGGGGCAGGAGGCUCCUUUCUGUUCUGGGGCCUCCUCCCUAGGCUCUUCCUGGGGACCCACGGACACUCUGGCCGGCACCAGCGUGACCAGCGGGCGCUCAGAGGAAGCCCAGCAGCCUGUCCCAGCAAGGCUAGUGGAAGGUCAUCACCCAAGGCUGGUCACCUGCUGGAUACUGGGGCCCCGCCCCCAUGGCCAAAUGCCCCCCGGGGCAUGCUGGGACAGGCCAGGGCUCCCCACAGCCAGGUCGGCCUGUCCGGAGGAAAGUUGGAGGGUAAGGCCGAGCCAGCUGAGCAGGAGAUGCCUGGAGACGUGAAGGAAAGCCACUUCUGGGGCUGAAAAUCCACGCACGGGGAUCCUGCUGCUUCGUGCCCCUCGCCGAUCCAGAGCGCGUUGGGCGGAAGGAAUGUGACCCCAUGUCGUAGAGGUGCCUCGGGCGUCAAUUUAAAAGCGGGGACGGUGGGGCUGCGACGAUUUGGCCCUGGAGGAAGCAGCCAGCUGCUGUCUGCAUCCUGCUUAGUGGCCUCAGGACGGAGAUGCCGGCCCAGUGCUGAGCCAGGUCGGAGGGGUGCUGGCGGGCGGGCAGGGGGUGAAGACCCCGGCCCUGCUGCUCACGCGCCCUGCUGACCGAAAUGGAGAACUUCCAGUACAGUGUCCAGCUGAGUGACCAGGACUGGGCUGAGUUCUCAGCCACGGCCGAGGAGUGUGGUCUCCUGCAGGCCAGCCUGGCCUCUGGGGACGAGCUGCUGUCCAGUGACAUUGACCAAGGGGACAGCAGCGGCAGCAGUCCCCCCGGGCCCCGGCCCCUGCUUGGGGGGAGUGGCUGGCCUGGCUUUGAGGAGGAGGACCAGGCGGCCACGAAGCAGCUGGUCAGCAGGUCUUGGCAGGAGCCCGCCCUGGCCCUGGGGGCUGGUCAGCAGACGCCCAGCACGUCAGCGCAGUCAGAAGCCCGGCCGUCCCUCAGCUCCGGCGCCGCCUCUCCCGGCCAGAGCGCCCCCCGCCAAGCGCCUUCCGAAGACGAGAUGCAGAGGCUUCUGCAGGGGCCAGCGCCCCGGGACCCUGCCCCCCGGCCCCCCGGUGAGCCUCCUCCGAGCCCCGAGUCCCCGGCCCGCAGCCCUCUGCCCCAGAGGCCCCCGGGCAGCCCUGGAGCCCCGCCCCGAAGCCCCAGCCGAAAGAAGAGGCGCGCUGCCGGUGCCAAGGGGGGUGGGCGCUCGAGUGCCGCGGGCUCUGCUCCCACCCCCCCACUGGGCUCCCCGCUGCUCUCUGCGGCCAGGCCCGAUGAGGUCCGAGGCCCCGCUGGGUCCAGGGGGAAGGGCCCCUCAGCUGGGUCGGCCGAGCGGACAUCAGGAGCCAGGCAGGAUGAGCGGGGCCUGGAGUCUGCAGGGGCCCCUGAGCAGGUGGCCCGGCCAGGACUAGAUCUGUCUACACCUGUCCUCACUACUGAGCAAGGGUCGGACCCACUCAGCAUGACCCCCAGAGCUGGGCCACACGCUGUGGCCACACCUGCCCCAGAGCCUGGUCCAGAUUUCUCAAUGGCUAAGUCAGACCCGGCUCUGUCUACACCCACCUCCAAGCCUCAUCCUGACACGGCUCCGUGUACACCCACCGCCAAGCCUCAUCCUGACACGGCUCCGUCUACACCUGCCUGCAAGCCUCAUCCUGACACGGCUCCAUCUACACCCGCCUCCAAACCUCAUCCUGUCAUGGCUCCGUCUACACCUGCCUGCGAGCCUCAUCCUGACACGGCUCCGUCUAUACCUGUCUCCGAGCCUCAUCCUGACACGACUCCAUGUACACCCACCUCCAAGCCUCAUCCUGACACGGCUGCGUCUACAUCCGCCUCUGAGCCUCAUCCUGACACGGCUCCGUCUACACCCACCUCUAAGCCUCAUCCUGACACGACUCCGUGUACACCCACCUGCCAGCCUAGACUGGAUGUGGCCCUGCCCCCGCCGGGCAGAAAGGUCGAGCUGCAGGUGGACUCAUCGGCACCUGCCUUGAAGGCGGAGUGUGAUGUGGGUGCACCCACCCUGGCCCCCGUUCCCCAGGCUGGGCCUGACGCGGUCGAGGCCAAGGGUGCCCCACAGGCCAAGUUGGAUUUGGGCUCUGUGGUGUCUUCAGGGGGACACCAAGAGAAGCCCAGAGGGGAGCCCUCUGCAGGUGCCCCUGGACACCCCUCGGGGGAGCCCCCGCCAGGGCCUGUCCCAGCCAAGAAGAAGAAAGUGCGGUUCUCUGUGUCUGAGCCCAGCCCCAAGGAGCCAGGGUCAGAAGAGGCCACGCGCCCCCUCUCACCAGCCACAGGCUGGCCCUCAGCACCCAGGACAGCCACAGGGGGCCGCGGGGGGCCUGGAGCUUGGGACGCAGUGGCGGUUGGGCCCAGGCUCCCCCAGCCUCGGAUCCUGAAGCACCUGCCCCCCCCUGCCGCCUCUGCCGCCGGGGGGCCUGGGUAUAAGAGCUGUUUUGCCGUGACCGUCCCCGAGGCCUACGAGUUCUUUUUCUGUGACACCAUCGAGGAGGAGGACGAAGAGGCUGAGGAGGCAGAGGCUGGCGAGGCCCAAGUGCAGUGGCCAGAAGUGUGUGAGUUCUUCUUCCGGGACAGCCGGGCCAAGAGGUCUGGGCCCCAGGGGGGCCACUCCCCGGCCCCAGCCCCAGAGGACAAGCCUGUGCCAGCCGCUCUGCCCGGAGACCCCAUGCCCAUCUCCUUCCCCGAAGCCUAUGAACACUUCCUCGGGGCGGACAGGCUGGAGGGCAGGCUGGGGCCGGCUGCCCCCCUCCCGCUGCAGGCCCGGGAGGCCCCCACGCCGGGGCCCCAGGGGGUGCAGCCUGGCCCUGCGCCGGAGCCCAGCCCAGUGGCCACAGAGCAGCUCGACCUGGUGCUCCGGCAAGCAGGGGAGCCCUGGGGUCCCCUCACCUCGUUUCCCUUCAGCCAGAAGGACAUGUGCCUGGUGUUUGUAGCCUUUGCCACCUGGGCUGUGAGAACCUCAGAUCUGCACACCCCAGACGCCUGGAAAACAGUCCUGCUGGCCAACAUCGGCACCAUCUCGGCCAUCCGCUACUUCCGCCGGCAGGUGAGGCUGGGACGCCGCAGCCCCAGCCCCUAGGAGCCAGGCUCAGCCCAGGAAGACGCAGGACCAGGAAACGGCCACAGGCGCUCAGGCCGAGGUGCUGCCCUCUGGCCUCGCCCUUUGGCCUUUGUGUUCCACGGCAGCAUCUAGAAGGAGCCAGUGUCCUCGGUCCUGGCUUUUUCGGACUCCACCCGAGCGAGGCUCAGGCCAGUGGCCGAAGCCCAGGCUGUGCCCACACCUGGGAGGGGAGACGGGAGGGUGGGUGGCUGGGGCCCAGCAGGGAAUGGGUAGGAAGGUGGCCAGGUUAGCAAAUGAGCAGGGUGUCCAGGAAAGCUGGACGUUCAGACAGGCAGUGUGUGAGAGUGCUUAUCCUAAGAAAUUACUUGUGGUUUCUCCAAAAUCAAAUGUAACCGGGCGUUGGUAUUUUGUCAGGUAAUCGAGUUAGAGGGUGAGUGGUGGGAUGGAGCAGGAAAUCAGAGGGAGUCCGAGCACCUGGAGACUGGGCAGGGGCGGGCUGGGUGGCAGGGCCUCCUUGGCCUGUUCGAGCCCUGAACCCCUGUGGCCAAGGUCUCCUGGCUGCUGCCCGAGACCAGAGCAGGUACCUGGAGGGGCUGCAGGAAGGUGACCCCAGUGGCCCCUGCGGGGUUGGGGUCUGCAGGGCAGAGCCUGGGGCCCCUCCUUGGGGAGCCCUGGAUGAGGUUCCAAGCAGAGUUUCAUGGUGCCAGGCGGAGGGAUGGGACACUGGGCUUGUCCCAGGGCUGAGAGGAGCCAGAGAGGGCAGGAGGGUGGGCAGGGGGCCAGCUGGGCGCUGGAAGGGCGUCCAGCCAGGCAGCGAGCACAGGUCCCGGGGCCACAGGGCCUCCUGGCUGUGGGUGAAGAACGUGUGGACACAGACAAAUAAAAUCUUCUCUUCUUCCUU